Hippocampus comes (tiger tail seahorse) is the source of this 15687-nucleotide messenger RNA. It is a transcript of the gene ank3b, whose product is annotated as ankyrin 3b. Bases 355 to 14013 code for a protein of 4552 amino acids. The transcript is spliced from 51 exons. Gene Ontology annotation, molecular function: protein binding. Gene Ontology annotation, biological process: signal transduction. The record is from RefSeq and is a predicted model, not a curated record. NCBI's taxonomy places the organism in Eukaryota, Metazoa, Chordata, Actinopteri, Syngnathiformes, Syngnathidae.
UUUUCUGACAGGGGGCAAAAAUAUGCUUGCCUCAUCAUUUUAUUUGAACGUACAAGCCUCGUUUUGGGAGGCAGGCCAGCACAUUCGGGGGAGGCUGCAGCCGAGAACUCUCGGUGUCAGGCGCGCGCCUCCGGGAAUCAAAACACCGCUUCGGAUUUGAAGGAAGCCGAGUGUCCUUUGGGACGUGGCGGCGGACGCGCAUGCUUGGGAUGAAGCGGCAUGCCGGAGCUCUGCUGGCUUCCAUAUGGCUUCGGUCUACAGGAUGUUUUGCUUUUUAAAUCUUCAUCUGGCCAAGGCGGAAAAGGGAGCGCGGACAGCAAAUGGACGGACGCUAGCGUUGCUCAUUGAGCAACGAUGACCGAGUUCGACCCGUCUGACAGUAAUGCCAGUUACUUGAGAGCUGCCCGGGCUGGAAACCUUGAAAAGGUCCUUGACUACCUCAAGUCUGGGGUCGAGAUUAACAUUUGCAAUCAGAAUGGCCUGAAUGCUCUCCAUCUGGCCUCGAAAGAGGGCCAUGUAGAGGUUGUGGCUGAGCUGCUGAAACUCGGCGCCGCCGUGGAUGCGGCGACCAAGAAAGGAAACACUGCCCUGCACAUCGCCUCGCUGGCGGGCCAAACGGAAGUCGUCAAAGAGCUGGUCACCAACAGAGCCAAUGUCAACGCACAAUCUCAGAAUGGCUUCACGCCUCUGUACAUGGCAGCCCAGGAGAAUCACCUGGAGGUGGUCCGCUUCCUUCUGGAGAACAGCGCCAGCCAGAGUAUGGCCACUGAGGAUGGCUUCACCCCUCUGGCGGUGGCCCUCCAGCAGGGCCACGACCAAGUGGUCUCCUUGCUUCUGGAGAACGACACCAAGGGCAAAGUGCGUCUGCCGGCCCUUCACAUCGCCGCCCGCAAGGACGACACCAAGGCCGCUGCUCUGCUCCUCCAGAACGACCACAACGCAGACGUGGAGUCCAAGAUGAUGAAUAGAACAACAGAGAGUGGCUUCACCCCACUUCACAUUGCAGCCCACUACGGCAACAUUAACGUGGCCACGCUGCUUCUGAACCGAGGGGCCGCUGUGGACUUCAUGGCGAGGAAUGACAUCACGCCGCUCCACGUGGCCUCCAAAAGGGGCAACAGUAACAUGGUCAAGCUGCUACUGGAUCGAGGCUCCAAAAUAGAUGCCAAGACCAAGGAUGGUUUGACUCCCCUUCACUGCGGGGCGAGAAGCGGUCAUGCACAGGUGGUGGAAAUUCUGCUGGACAGAGGCGCUCCCAUCCUCUCCAAGACCAAGAACGGCCUGUCGCCGCUGCACAUGGCCACUCAGGGGGACCACCUGAACUGCGUGCAGCUGUUGCUGCAGCACGACGUGCCGGUGGACGACGUCACCAACGACUACCUGACGGCGCUGCACGUGGCCGCUCACUGCGGACACUACAAGGUGGCCAAGCUCAUCGUGGACAAGAAGGCCAACCCCAACGCCAAGGCCCUGAAUGGGUUCACUCCGCUUCACAUCGCCUGCAAGAAGAACCGAGUGAAAGUGAUGGAGCUGCUGCUGAAGCACGGAGCGUCCAUCCAGGCUGUAACCGAGUCUGGCCUGACGCCGAUCCACGUGGCGGCCUUCAUGGGCCACGAGAACAUCGUCCACGCACUCACCCAUCACGGAGCUUCACCCAACACCGCCAACGUGCGUGGCGAGACGGCCCUCCACAUGGCAGCCAGGGCGGGCCAAGCCGACGUGGUUCGAUACCUGCUCAAGAACGGAGCCAAAGUGGAGACCAAGUCCAAGGAUGACCAGACGGCGCUGCACAUCUCCAGUCGUCUGGGGAAGGUGGACAUCGUGCAGCAGCUGCUGCAGUACGGCGCCUUGGCCAACGCGGCCACCACCUCGGGCUACACGCCCCUCCACCUGGCCGCCCGCGAAGGCCACCAGGAUGUCGCCACCAUGCUCCUGGAGAACGGAGCCUCGCUGUCCUCCUCCACUAAGAAAGGCUUCAGUCCGCUCCACGUGGCUGCGAAAUACGGCAAGAUGGAGGUGGCCAGUCUGCUCCUGCAGAAGAGGGCCGCGCCUGACGCUGCUGGAAAGAGCGGGCUAACUCCACUGCAUGUCGCCGCUCACUACGAUAAUCAGAGAGUAGCCCUGCUGUUGCUGGAUCAGGGAGCUUCCCCGCACGCCGCCGCCAAGAACGGCUACACACCGCUGCACAUCGCCGCCAAGAAGAACCAAAUGGACAUCGGCACCACGCUGCUGGAGUACGGCGCCGACACCAACGCGGUAACGCGGCAGGGCAUCGGUCCCAUCCACCUGGCGGCGCAGGAGGGCAGCGUAGACCUGGUCUCGCUGCUGCUGGCCAAGUGCGCCGCCGUGAACAUUUGCAACAAGAGCGGACUUACGCCACUCCACCUCGCGGCUCAGGAGGAUAAGGUCAACGUUGCCGAAGUUCUUCUCAACCACGGCGCUGACGUCAACGCGCAAACAAAGAUGGACUACACGCCGCUGCAUGUGGCCUGUCACUACGGCAACGCGAAGAUGGCCAACUUCCUGCUGCAGAAUCAGGCCAAAGUCAAUGGCAAAACCAAGAAUGGUUACACGCCUCUGCACCAGGCGGCUCAGCAGGGCCACACGCACGUCAUCAACCUCCUCCUGCAGUACGGCGCCGCGGCCAACGAGCUCACCGCGAACGGGAACUCGGCGCUCGCCAUCGCCCGUCGCCUUGGUUACAUCUCGGUCGUGGACACGCUGAGGCCCGUGACGGACGAAAACCUGAAUACUGUGAGUGCAACGGAAAAACACAAAAUCAACGUCCCAGAAACUAUGAAUGAGUUCCUGGACAUGUCAGAUGACGAAGUUUGGGCCAAUGUGCCUGAAAGUCUGGAGGCGGAGUCUAUGUCAGAUGACGAUGAAGGUGAGGAUGCUAUGACCUGCGACACGGACAAGUACCUGCGGCCCCAGGACCUCAAAGAGCUGGGGGAUGACUCUCUCCCACAGGAGGGCUACCUGGGCUUCAGCAUCGGAGCCCGCUCGGCCAGCCCUAGAAUCAGCCUCCGCUCCUUCAGUUCGGAUAGGUCCAACACCCUCAACCGGAGCUCCUUCGCCCGGGACAGCAUGAUGAUCGAGGAGAUCUUGGCCCCCACCAAGGACACGCUUCAGAGCGUCUGUAAAGACAUUUCCUACCUGGUCGACCCACUAAAUAAGCACUUGGCCGUGACCAGCGAUUACAACUCGGAAUGUAUGCGGCGCUACAGCUGGACCCCGGACACCGUGGACCACGGCCACAACGUUGCAUCCAGCCCCAUCCACUCUGGCUUCUCAUCCCCGCUCCCUCAGUAUGACUCCAGGUUCCUGGUCAGCUUCAUGGUAGACGCCCGCGGCGGGUCCUUGAGGGGCAGCCGCCAUAACGGCAUGCGCAUCAUCAUCCCGCCCAGGAAGUGCACGGCGCCCACGCGUAUCACCUGCCGCCUGGCCAAGAGGCACAAGCUCGCCUACCCGCCGCCCAUGGUGGAAGGGGAGGGCCUGGUCAGCAGACUCGUGGAGGUCGGCCCGGCUGGGGCGCAGUUUCUUGGUCCCGUGAUUGUGGAGAUCCCUCAUUUCGGCUCCAUGCGGGGGAAGGAGAGGGAGCUGAUCGUGUUGAGGAGUGACAACGGCGACACGUGGCGCGAGCACCAAUUCGAGUCCACUCCAGAGGAACUCACGGAGCUGCUGACCGGAAUGGAUGAAGAGUUGGACAGCCCCGCCGAGUUGGAGAAGAAGCGCAUUUGCCGCAUCGUGAGCAGAGACUUCCCGCAGUAUUUCGCUGUGGUGUCGAGGAUCAAGCAGGAAUCCAACCACAUGGGUCCCGAUGGGGGCGUCCUGUCCAGUAGCACUGUGACCAUGGUCCAAGCCUCCUUCCCGCAGGGGGCGCUGACCAAGAAGAUUCGCGUCGGCCUGCAGGCUCAACCUGUCCCUGAUGACUUGGUGAGGGCGGUCCUGGGGAACAGAGCCACCUUCAGCCCCAUCGUCACCGUGGAGCCCAGGAGGAGGAAAUUCCACAAGCCGAUCACGAUGACCAUCCCUGUCCCGCCCCGCCAGGCGGAAGGCCACCCCAUCGGCCACCGGGGCGACGCGGCGCCUUGCCUGCGUUUGCUCUGCAGCAUCACAGGAGGAACGUCCCCGGCCCAGUGGGAAGACAUCACGGGGACCACGCCGCUUUCCUUUGUGACCGAUUGCGUCUCCUUUACCACAAAUGUGUCGGCCAGGUUCUGGCUCGCAGACUGUCACCAGAUUCCUGAGACGGUGGGUCUGGCGUCUCAGUUAUACCGGGAGCUGAUCUGCGUGCCGUACCUGGCCAAGUUUGUGGUGUUCGCCAAGAUGAACGACCCGGUGGAGGCGCGCCUCCGCUGCUUCUGCAUGACGGACGACAAAGUGGACAAAACCCUCGAGCAGCAGGAGAACUUCGAGGAGGUGGCCCGAAGUAAAGACAUCGAGGUUCUGGAGGGCAAGCCCAUCCAUGUGGACUGCUAUGGCAACUUGUCUCCGCUGACCAAAAGUGGACAGCAGCUUGUAUUUAAUUUCUACUCCUUCAAGGAAAACAGACUUCCUUUCACCGUGAAGAUCAGAGAUAUGGGCCAAGAGCCCUGUGGCCGCCUGUCAUUCCUGAAGGAAGCAAAAACCUCGAAAGGUCUUCCGCAGGCCGCCAUAUGCAAUCUAAAUAUCACACUGCCCACACACAAGAAGGAUAUGGAGUCUGACCCUGACGAUGAGAAUGAAAGGCCAGUGCGACGCCAUACCUUUGCCUCCUUAGCUUUGCGUAAGCGCUACAGCUAUUUGACCGACCCUGCGGCGAAAACACCCGAUCGAAGUCCGCAAAGAGCACAGCCUUCUGGCUACCCUCACAAAUCUGUCUUUUCAACGAGAUCUUAUCAGGCGUGGCCGCCUGUUCCUGUCGCCGUCCCUGGCCAAGCCAAGUCUGGGUUUGGCUCCCUCUCCAGCUCAUCGUCCAACACACCUUCUGCCUCUCCACUAAAGUCUGUCUGGUCCAUCAACUCCGGCUCCCCCAUAAAGACAAAUAUUCCCGGAUCCCCUGCCUCUUCCGUUAAGUCGGUUAGCGACAUGGCCUCUCCCAUCCGAUCGUACAGAACCAUCUCCUCUCCUAUCAAAACAGUAGUCCAGCAUGCUCAGUACCCAGGCCAGGUUGCCCACAGUCCUCUGGCAUCGCCUGUAAAAAGUGCUUCAGACAGUGCAUCUGUGAAAGGACUUGCGGCGUUGUCAGCCAGGACUAUAACUGCUUCGACAGGAGGAAGUCCUCUCCUUGAGAGGGCAUCAAAAGCCACGACGCCUCCAACAUCUCCCAAAUCUUCCCUUAGUAUGUUCAGUUCCCCUCUGUCAUACAAGACCGUUGUGGGUGGGGCCGCUGUUCCGGGAUCGUCUUCCUCCCCUAUCAAAACUGUCCCCGGCCUCUCCUCUGUCCGUUCCUUUUCCUCAGACGUGUCAGGCCCCGCAAGGAACCUCUUCUCCUCACUGUCCUCGCCCCUCAAAUCCAACACCCCACAAAGUGCUGCGGCGCUGAUCAACGGAACAGUGUCGCCAGCACAGUACCGCUCCUCCUCUCCAACCUCACUCCUUGCCAGCAGUCUCCAAGAAAGAAUACAAGCAACCACCAACGCUGCGACGACAAGCGUCAAUGCGGCGUUUGAUGAGGUUGAAAAAACAUUCAAUUCUUGCUCGGCUGGCUACGGUACUUUAAAGUCAUUGUCCUCCUCUGCGUCCUCGUCAUAUCAGUCCAUUCGGUCCUCAGCAUCUAGUUCCCUUUACAACUCACUAAGGUCCCCUCCUAAUGCCACCACUGCUGGAACGUCCAGCACCGUGACGGUCCCUGUGUAUUCUGUUAUCAAUGUACUGCCAGAGCCCCAGUUUAAAAAGUUACCCGAUGUGUCCAAGUCAACUGCUGCUAUUCUGUCCCCACGUAACACCGCGCCACCUGAGAUGAAUCCUCAAUUGCAGUCGUCCUUUGCCAGAAAUCUUUCCCCUACCAAGCCUCCACUUCUCUCAUCCGGUUUAAAGUCAACCGCGACAUCCGCGUUGUCAUCCAGCCAAGAAAUUCUGAAAGACGUCGCUGAUAUGAAAGAGGACUUAAUACGAAUGUCAGCCAUUUUGCAGACGGAUCCAAAUUCUAAUACAAGUAAAGGAUUUCAGUCUGGUUCCGCAGCCAAGGUUGAAGAUGAAGAGCCUUACCGGAUUGUGGAGAAAGUAAAACAAGAUCUGGUAAAAGUGAGUGAAAUCCUGACUAAAGACGCGAGCAAAGAGCCACUGGCAAGGGGCACCUUGGAUGACAUACGCUUCUCAAAAGUGCCUGUUGAACAGCCACCCAGCAACUGGAGCUAUCCCCCAAGAUACGAGACGGUGGUUCCUCAAGCGAAAGCAAAAACAAUUCAAGAUCGAAAUUUCAGUCUUUCUAAAGUUGCCGACUAUUUAGCUAAUGAUGUUGGUAGCAGUUCUUUCUCCAAAACGCAAGACACUAAACAUACAACAAAUGAGGGCAAGAGAGAAGCGGAUGGCAGGGAAAAGCAAAAACGCGUUCUGAAACCCACCAUUGCAGUUCAAGAGCAAAAACUCAAAAUGCCUCCAACGAGCAUGCGAUCAUCCCCUUCAGACCGAGAGCUAGGUAAAGUGGCCGAUGCUCUUUUCGGAGCCGAUACUGUGCUGGAAUCCCCUGAUGAUGUAUAUCAUGAACAGGAUAAGAGUCCCCUCUCAGACAGUGGCUUUGAGACCAGAAGUGAAAGGACCCCUUCUGCCCCGCAGAGUGCUGAAGGCACGGGCCCAAAGGCGCCUUUCCAGGACAUCCCCGUUCCCCCCGUGAUCACUGAGACGAGGACUGAAGUUGUUCAUGUCAUCAGGAGCUAUGAGCCCCCUGAGGAUAACAAACAACCCGCAAUGCUGGAGGGAAAUCCCAUCCAAUACAUUGGCACUGAGUCGAAAGGACAUGCUAAUCAAGCUCCAUCAAUUAAAGUUGCCCCUGAUGAGGAUCCGAUGGGUAAAGGCAUACGGUUGAAGGAGGAAACUCACAUCACUACUACCACCAGGAUGGUGUACCACAAACCAUCUGGCAAUGAAGCUGUAUCAGAGAGGUGUGAGGAAACCAUGUCUGUUCAUGACAUCAUGAAAGCCUUUCAAUCAGGAAAGGACCCAUCGAGGGAGCUUGCUGGACUCUUUGAGCACAAAUCUGAGGAAGUACCACAGAGACUCUCUGACGACGUCAAACCAAAGGUUGAAAGAAUAAUUGAAGUGCACAUUGAAAAGGGCAGUAAAGCAGAACCAACCGAAGUCAUCAUCAGAGAGACUAAAAACCAUUCCGACAAUGACAUGUAUUACUACCCGGGAAACAGACAAGAGGACAGGGAAACUGAGGAACUUCCCACCUAUUUUGACUCCUCCAAAUUUAACGCCACCAUGGCACCUGAGGAAAGUCGCCCUAGUUCAGCCCAAUUAAUGGCAGACGAGUCUUAUAAGACCUUGAAAUUGCUUAGCCAGCAGUCUGUGGAGUACCAUGAGGAUGAAUCGUCAGAGUUAAGGGGAGAAUCUUAUAAUUUUGCUGAGAAAAUGUUAUUGUCAGAGAAUUUUGACCAAUCCCAUCCUGACGCUGAGGAACGUGGUCGAGAAAAGUCUCACUUCCACUCACCAGACAGAGGUCGCAAUGAGAGUAGGUCAGUCGGGCCAAGAACGGAAUACAUCUUUCGGUCGUCACGAAAUUUGUUGGAUACGUCAGGGAGAUUGGCCUGUACUGAUGAUAACUAUGACACAAUGACACUUGUGCAGCAUUCCUCUGAGCCCGGUAGUCCAAAGCAAUCCGUUUGGAUGCGUGUCUCAUCAGAUGACACGGAGAGAAAGGAAAGAGAGCAACUAAUGUAUGAGGAAAGAGUGGACAGAACCGUAAAAGAGGCAGAGGAAAAACUCUGUGAGGUAUCUCAGUUCUUUAGGGAUAAAACAGAGCAGCUCAAUGAUGAGCUCUCCUCUCCAGAGAGAAAAUCUCGCAGGCCAGACUUUAGGGAAUCACGAUCUGGACCUAGUUCCACACAAAGCAGUCCAGAGCGAUCGGUUUAUAGAAACGGUGCAAGUGGGGAAGAGUGGAGCAGAGAAAGACUAAGAGACAAGUUCAGCUCUAAUGAUCGGAAAUGUGCCAGUUUACCCAGUAGUCCGGAGAGGCGAGUACUUCUGCAGCAUAAUGAUUCAGACUCUAGAAGGCAGGGAGACGGGAAAGUUGAAGGCCCAAAGCCUUUUCAGAUGUCUUCUUCCAAAGUAAGUGCAGUGAGACUUAAGUUUGAACAAGAGGCUCAAAAACAAGACAGGGCUUCUCAGGGUGGUCAAAGUUCCAAUCCUCCAAUAAGGAAACUCCAUGAAAGUAAGCUCCCUGUGUACCAGGUAUUUGCUGGUCCUAACGUUCCAAAAGCACCAGACAGUCCAGUAAGCCAGAGAAGAGGGCAAGAAAGUGAGUCAAAGUUUUCACCCUUGCAUCAGUCUUAUGGGAAAAAUCAGGACGAUAAGAAGUUAUUCAAAACAUGGGAAAACCAAGGGUAUGGCAACUACAAACCCCAAUCCCCCAAAUUAUCGCACACAUUAGUCCAUGAUUCUCCAAAAGAUGACAGCAAUAGCGAUUCACAAAGACAAGAAACUACCAAGAAAGUUAUUUACACUGAAUUCGUUGUACGAGAGAGUCCAAAUUGCAAUGACGGUCUAAAAAAAAACUCGGAAUCGCAAAUUCCUGUAAGAAAGUCGUCUAAUUUUUCAGAUAAUCGCAGAUCCCCAUCUUUAAAAUUAGACACCUCUGUUGAAGCACAUGAGAAGGAAGGCUCUCGCACGCCCAUCCUAGUUCGAAACCCCGUACAUAGUAGCUUUGAAUCCAACAAGUCUACUUGCGGAUCGUCAGGGAAAUCCACAGACUCCGACUGUAGCCAGUCAAAUAUCACUUGUAACGGUGUUGACAGUGACCAAAUAGAGUAUUUGGAUCAUGGAACUCCUGCACUUAUCACAGAAGGUUUCAAAGAUAUCAAACCAUUACCUGUGUAUGUUAGCAUUCAAGUAGGCAAGCAGUAUGAGAAAGAAACAGCGACCGGGCAGCUUGGAACUUACAAAAAAAUAGUAAGCCAUGAGAGCAGGACAGUACAUGAGACCAGGGGAACAUUUUACACUGUCAAACAAAAGGAGUCGCCAUCUCCUCAAGGUAGUCCAGAAGACGACACUCUAGAACAAGUAACAUUCAUAGACAGCUCUGGGAAGAGUCCUGUUACUCCCGAGACGCCAAGCCCGGAGGACGUUAGCCUGACCUCGCGAAUGCCUGAUUCUGUGAUUGGCUCCAUGGCUGGCAUGCCUAGUCCAAUCCCAGAGGAGUCAGAAGAGGAAGAUGGUAAGACCUUCAUCUACAAGGAGCCUACAAAGGAAAAACCCAAGCAAGCAGCUUCAGAGAAUCACAGCAAGAAACAGGAAGCAGAGAAACAGAAGCCCAAAGGGGAGAAGAAAGUUCCUUAUAUAGAGUUUCCACCGCCUCCUCCUUUGGACACAGAGCAGUCAGACCCUGAGAAAAGAAAAUCUUGCGCAUCCUCUGAGACGGAGACAGAAAUGAUGGAAGUAAACCUCCAGGAGGAGCAUGACAAGCACUUUUUAGCCGAGCCAGUCAUCAGGGUCCAGCCUCCGUCACCCGUUCCUCCCGGAGCUGAUAACAGUGACUCCAGUGAUGACGAGUCUGUGUUCCAUCCCAUCCCUGUCAAAAAGUAUACCUUCAAAAUGAAAGAGGAGGGGGAGAAACGCUCAAAACACCGAAAAACGGAGAAGAAUGGAAAUAAAGAGUCUGGGAUCAAUGGUGUCGUGAAGGGGGAGGAAGUUGACUUGGAACAAAAUGGGAAUGACCAGUCGAUCACCGACUGCUCCAUAGCAACCACUGCUGAAUUUUCCCAUGACACAGAUGCCACUGAGAUUGACUCACUGGAUGGUUACGAUUUUCAGGACGAGGACGAUGGACUGAGCGAAGACCCAAAAACAUCCAAUCUAUCCAAUGAUGGGAAAACAGCUGAUCGCCCCUUUGGUCAGUCUAAGCUCGAAGUGAUUGAGGAAGAGAAGUGUGAGGAUGGGAAAACCAAUCCGUCUUCUUCGAAAAGCAGUGGGGAAGAAAUAGAUUACACCCUAGAAGGAAGGCAUCCAGAAAGGUUCACAGACCAUUACUUCCGCUACCAACUUGAAGAGGAGCUAAACUCAACCUUUAAAACCGUAGCCACAAAAGGCCUUGAUUUUGACCCCUGGUCCACCAAAGGGAGUGAUCAUGAAGGAGUUUAUGACUCCAAAACCAAAGACGAAGAUCCCAAGCCCUUUGGUUUAUCCGUGGAGGACAAAUCACAGGCUACAACACCUGACACUACCCCUGCUCGAACACCAACUGAUGAGAGUACACCAACUAGUGAGCCUAACCCCUUCCCUUUCCACGAAGGGAAGAUGUUUGAGAUGACCCGCAGUGGUGCUAUUGACAUGAGCAAGCGGGACUUUGUUGAAGAGAGGCUUCAGUUUUUUCAGAUUGGUGAGCAUUCCUCUGACCCUCUAACAGGGGAAAGGGGGAGAGGGGGCAAGAUCCUGGGUGUAAUUUCCUCUCAAUCAAAAACAGGGGAGAGGGCCACGGUCGAGGGCAAAGUGAAAGUUAUAGAUACAGCCACAGGCGGCAGCACAACACCAGCAGCAGGAUCAAAAUGCAGCCCCGUGCACCCUGGCAGUGACACCGGCUAUGCUGGUACUGAGCUACCCACCCGUGAAGCCGUAGCUGAGACCGCCUCCUCAUGUACAAUCACGGCCUCCAAGGUUGAUCCCAAAUUGCGCACCCCUAUUAAGAUGGGCAUAGCUGCCUCUAUAACUGUGAAAAAAGACUCAGGGGAUCUCACUGAUUUUAAAGCUGAGAUGUCAGAGGGCCAAAUGGUGCCCGAAUAUAUCAGCAUAGAGGGUCAGAGUACAGAAGGCCAAUCGAGCAAAGACACAGAGGCCAAGUCAGAGAGAAGAGAUUAUCCAUCUGAAAACUGCAACAACAAUAAUAACCUCGAAUCCUCCAGUAUUCAGGCCAACUACAUUCAGUGUGGCAGUGUGGUGUUCAAUCUGCAGUCCUCCUCUGAGCCCACACUUCAGAAAGCCAGCAGGAUAGAAACAUUGUGUUGUAGGGAUGUAGAAGAAAAAGUAGAAAGAGGUCAGAGCAGUCAGGUGCAGCAGCAGCAGCAAAGCGUACAGGUUAAAGACAGUGAGGUGAAGCUGCCCAGGUCCAGGCUUCCAGUAAAAGCAUCAGGGCGGUCAAAUCACACCCAGGGAACAGCCAUAGGCAAGCAGAAGCCCAAGCAAACAGUGAAAAUUGAGACCAGAAAAAGAGGAGAGCCAGCCAUUGCCAAAGUAGAACCAAGGUCUAGAAUACCAGUCAAGGAUAUUAAGAAGGGAAACUCCACAACCGCAGCUAGCUCACCACAUUCGGUUAGGGUUACUUCACGGCCAACGAGGCCAUUAGCUAGUGAAAGAGCAGCCAUAAAGUUGCCCUCAAGGUUACCACUCAAGGACAGACAUCAGGUCAGUAAGGCAUCAGGUGAGGGAACGUCGAGGCAGGAGAGACACGAGAACCCGAGCGAUGUUUGUAAGCGCACCAUUGAAUACUUUAAAGAGAUUAGCGGAGAGACGAUAAAGUUGGUGGACCGCCUGUCAGACGAGGAGAAAAAGAAGCAAACAGAGCAGUCGGAGGAAGACAGCACCUCCCGGAGCACCUCCCUGUCAGACACCUCGCAGCCGUCCCAACCUUCCCAGCCCUCCCGCUCGUCCAGGUCUGGUCGAGGUUCGAGGGCUGAGGCCGGGGCCGGGGCCCCGUCCGUAGGGGCAAAGGUGGCGACGACGGACAGGGCCUCUGGCAGUCAGAGGAGCAGAAGGAGUAGGCGGACUGGUGGGAAGGAGGGCAGUCAGGGACUCGCGGGGUCUCGAACACCUCCCAUCGCAGAGAUCAAGCCUAGUCCCCAAAGUCCUUGUGAGCGCACAGAUUUGCGUAUGGCCAUUGUAGCAGAUCACCUGGGACUCAGCUGGACAGAGCUGGCUCGGGAGAUGAACUUCACGGUAGAUGAGAUUAACCACAUUAGAUUGGAGAACCCGAACUCUCUGACAGCACAGAGCUUCAUGCUAUUAAAGAAGUGGGUCAGCCGGGAAGGGAAAAAUGCCACAACGGAUGCCUUGACUGCAGUGCUGACCAAAGUCAGUCGGAUGGAUAUUGUGACUUUACUGGAGGGCCCAAUUUUUGACUAUGGUAACAUUUCCGGCACGAGAUGUUUUGCCGAUGAUCAUGCGGUUUUCCGGGAUCAGGCUGAUGAUUACCAGAACAUUCUAGCCGAGUUGCAUUCCCCCGCCGCACUGCACUCCGACCCACAUUUCCUGGUACCCGAACUUCCUGUCACACCCGACCCUUCCCCUGUCCACCACCAGCAUCACCAUUACCCACAACCCGACUCCCGGCCGCAACCCCUGCUCUGGAGCCAUGAGAUCAAAUCUGGAAGCUCAGCUGAGAGUCCCCUUAGGCCCUGUCAGUUUCCGCUGUCCCUUAUGGCUUUUGACCUCCCUGAUCCUGUUCCAUCCAAGGUGCAGAAGCCCCACAUCGCCCUGAACGACCAGCUGCUUUUAAGCGAGGAGGAGGACAGAUCUUACCGAGAAAUGGAACCGAGCCGCACGCACAAGUCUGUCCCCGCUUUGUGCGAGUUAGACAUCAGCAUGGCCUACUCCACAUCGUCCUGUUCAGUUUCAUCUGUAUCAUCGAUAACCCCUUUAACACCUGACGGAGCACAAAUAGGAGAUGGAGCUGUGCUACAAGUGGACAUUGAAAGGUGUGAGAAGGAAGAGUCAAAAGAAAAGGGUAAGGUUGAUCAGAGGGUUGCAGUAGAGGGGAACUUUUUUGUGGAAAAGUGGGUAGAGGAGGACUGGAUUAAAAACCUAGAGAGAAAAUGUGAGAUCGUGACAAAAGAUGUCAAGAGUCAGCUGAAAGCGGACAAAAACAUGUUUGCCGGACAAAAGGGAGCGGCAGGAGUGCGGAUUAAAAUGCUGGGAGCUGGCUCUGCUGGAGAUGAAAUAGAGGCUGACAAAGAGAGUAUUGAUGAAACACCACAAGUAGAAGGGAACAGUGAAGAAGUGGUCCAUCGGGGGGACAGAAGCAAAGUUGCUGAUGAUGGUCGAGGCACUCUCCAGCCAAGUGACUUGACCGUUCAGGAAUGGGCUGAGGCCCUUUGGGAACGUCAGUCUACUGAGUGUGGAUCUAAUGAGGAGGAAGAUGGAGGAGGAAAUAAUGAGAGCCAAGAGAAGGCAGAGACUGAAGAAGGCUCAGAGGAGAAGGAGAAGGACAAAGAGAUGACCACUGAGACGGACAGAGAACUGGAGAUUGCCUAUUGCGUUGAACCGCCAGAAAAAGACAUGUGCUCGCUUUCAGGUUGGCAGAGCGACUCAUCCAGCGUCAACGCGGAGCCACCGACGCCAGGCCGCAGCUCGGAUCUGCUGGACAUGCGGGAAAGCAGCCACGAGAACUCGAGCGAUUCCGUCACUUCCUCAUCCAGAGGCGAAUCAGGGAGGUCCCGGCAGAACGGCGACAAGUCAAAAAACUCACCUCAGGGCGGCUCGUCAGAGUCGAUGAAUGGCAGAAAGGAAGAGGGAAGGCUGGUGUCCGAGAAGAAAGUUCAGCAGCGGGUUAGUGUAGAUUCCGGUUCCGAGGAAGAACAGACCGUAACCACCAGAAUCUUCCGACGCCGGCUCAUUUUGAAGGGCGAGGAAGCAAAAAACAUAUCCGGCGAGUCUGUGACCGAGGAACACUACUUGGACCAAGACGGUAACCUCGUCAGUAGAAAAGUCAUCAGGAAGGUCAUCCGCCGGCUCUCUAGCUCCACGACAGACAACCACGGAUGCCACAGGGACCUUCAGAAAAGUCCCACCCUGCAGGAGGACGGACCUGAGAAAGAUGGCGCGUCGAGAAAUAGCAGGCGAGUGGACGAGAGGAAGCCCGGAGACAAAAAGUUUCACUCGUAGGGAUGGAUUGAUUGUUCUCUCGACCAGUCAUCCAGGAUCAUAUUCCACGUUCCAGGGAACAGGGGUUACUUGAGGGCUGAGGUGUUCCAGUUUAGCAUCCGCAUCCACCAAAUGGGUUGGCUUCACGUGAUGAGCGGAGUCCACGCCCCUCCUGACCCGUCAACGCAUGAGCAUGAACAAACUCCUCCGCAUCCACCCUGUCAAUCAAAGGGCCUGAGAGAGGUGAACGCUCGGUCCCCGGGACCCGCCUUCGAGGAUUCUGCUUCCUGUUAGGGCUUUCAGGGGAAGGCCACUCAGGUGGUCGGGGUAGGAGGGGGGGGGGGAGUCCUCCUUUGCUCACAUCCACAAAUGUAGGCGCAACCGUUGACCAAAGACGGCACAAUCGGCGACGGAGGAAAUAUGAAGAAGACACAAUACAACACGACAGUGAUCUAAUGGAACACGUCAGACAACUUCAACAUGUUCAACACUGGCCUUAAAAGUUUUUCUUCUUGAACCCGCUGUUGUCAGGAUGGUAACUGUUCCUUUUUUUUAAACUAAAAAAAACAAACACUUUUUUCCGUUUUUGUAUAUAGAGUCAGAAUGUGUACGGAUUCUUCAUAUGUAAUACGCUACUGGUAGGGUGGAGUUUGGUCACAAUUAGGGUGUGGGAUCUUUUCAAGUGCUUUGGGAAUCCACUGAAGCAAUUCCACUUUUCAAAGUUGUGUGCGUAACACAGGUUCUUCUAAAAAAAAAAAAACAAAGAAAAAAAAUAGAAAGGCUACUAGAGCAGGUAUAAUAUUUGUACACAGACUGGUUUGAUUUUAACGUUAGGAAAGAAGAAAAAAAAACAUUACCGUUGGGUCAUUCUCAAAAGUGGGAUCCAAAUCCCGCAGCCUUUCAAGAGUAUUUUCAAGCAUGCCGUUCACAUUAUUUGGAGUACAAUUUUUACAAGUUUCCAAAAGCUCUGUAUUAAGAGAAAUUGAGGCCCUUUUAUCUGUGUGUACACACGUGUAGCCCUAAUGUUUGUCACUGGUUUUAUAUUUUAACACGGACUAGCAUAGCAUUGGCACUUUGCAGUUUUUUUUUGGGGGGGGGGGGGUGUGUGUGUGUGUGUGUGUGUGUGUGUGUGUGUGUGUGUGUGUGUGUGUGUGUGUGUAAAACUGGAGGGGCAGCUUGAGAGCAUAAUAAUGGCGAAUGUAAGCGCUAGUAGGCUGGUUCGCUGUCCAAAACUGUAACCGUGUAUCGUGCAUUCUUGGCUGUAAGACGUAAGAGCCUCCGCGCACUGUUUUUAGAGUGUCGUCUCACAAAUGCUGUGUGGUCUCAAAUGACACCCAAAAAAAGGGCAUUUAUUUUUCCAUUAUUCAUCUUUUCGCGUGACUUUGUCUCUAUACUUCAUUUCAAAUCUACUCACAAGCAGAGAUUAAUUUGGACUGUAGCUUUUCAUAGCAUCUUAAAAAAAAAAGAAAACACUGGAUGGUCGACAGACGCCGUUUAAGCAUCGAAUAAAUUGUAUUUGAGUCUUGACGCCGUGUGGUAUUUAUUUAGGCAAGAGAGUCUGUAUAUGCAGUGUCCAUUAGAAUCAUUUACAUCACUUGUGUGUUGGUUUUCAUUCCAUCGAUCAAGUGUGUUCACUAUCAGUAUGCUGAUGCCAACGCUGUGGACGUUAAAACUACUGUGUGACUCUUUUUUUUU